UGGGGAAAAUAAUGGAUUCAAUGAACCUGAUACUCGUUUUUGGUUUUGAGUGAAAAUAGAAAGGACAUUAGUGCUGCUAUCCCUGCCUAUUUGAAAUGUGCAACAAACCCCAAGUGCUGAAGGGAUAGUGGAGAUUACUAAAACUAUAUUGUAUAGAGUCAAUCACAAGAGUUAAUCACGCAUGUGUGUUGUUGUUUGUGCUCUCUUCUUCGGAUUUGGCACCAGUGGUUUAAGUUUUAUCACGUCAUCUCAACCGAAAUACCUGUUUUAGGUUUGCUCUGCGUGCUGUCCACGACUGCAACCGUUCAUUUUCAAUGAACGUGAAAUUGCGCACUGUCAUCAUCAAUACAAGCAUUUGGACCAUUCGGAAAGGAAAAGUAAACAUUUCCAUGCGAGCUGCGGAACAGAAUGGAACAGACUGCCAAUAUAUUUUGGAGUGCGCAGUAAGGAUAGCUACCCUUGCAUAGACUAUGCUGUACCUGGAAAACAUAUUUGGAUUAACAGAUGAACAGUAGGCUAUUAACUAACCCGCGCUCGCUCCACAGGACCGCUAUACGCAUUUGCCUUUUAAAACAACGGACGCAUUGUCUCGACAAGCAGUGGGAUUUAUAAACCGAAGAUGGGUAUUUGUGGAUACUUUACCGUGUCUUGGAAGUGCCUGGUGGUUCUGUCUUUCAGACUGCUGUUUCUUGUCCCCGCAGGUUUGCCUGUCCACAGUCAAGGGGAAUCCCAAACCGAUAGUAAAGUGAUGGACAAUAUUACCGUCAGGCAAGGCGAAAACGUCUUUCUCAGGUGCGCACAGGGGGACAUCGUCACACACACGGCCUGGCUCAACCGGUCGAGUAUACUGUACGCCGGCGAGGAUAAGUGGUCUGUGGAUCCCAGGGUGAGCCUGGUUACACUCAAUCAGGAGGAGUUCACCAUCAAGAUUGAGGACGUGGACAUGACAGAUGAAGGCCCGUACAUCUGCGCGGUGCAGACGAGCAGCAGACCGAGGACGACGUCAGUGCACAUCCUCGUCCAAGUGCCCCCCACAAUCAUCAACUUGUCGAAGGACAUCGUGGUCAACGAAGGCUCCAACGUCACCCUGAUGUGCCAAGCCAGUGGCAAACCAGAACCCUCGCUCACCUGGAAACUCCUCUCUCCCUCAGUUGACUUGGUAUCGGAGGACGAGUACCUGGACAUCCCCAGUAUCUCCAGACAGAGAGCGGGGACAUACGAAUGCACCGCCAUCAACGAGAUCGCCACAGACGUCCAGACCGUGGAGAUCACAGUCAACUAUGCCCCCAGUGUGUCAGAGGGCAGAGACGUUGGCGUGACCCUUGGCCAGAGAGGGGUGCUGGAGUGCGAAGUGGAUGCGGUGCCCAAGGCGGACUUUGAGUGGUAUCGAGACGACAGAAGGAUCUUCAACGGUUUAGACGGCAUGGAGAUCGAGGACGCCGGGCAGCUCUCCAAGCUGACCUUCUUAAACAUCUCAGAGGCAGACUACGGCAACUACACGUGCAUCGCCAUCAACAAACUCGGCAGCUCCAACGCAAGCUUUGUCCUGUAUGAGGUUAUUGAGCCUACUAGCUCAACACUAGUGCAAGAGGGGUCAACCAAUGUGUUAUUGUUGACUUCAUCUGUGUUAGAAAAGACAACCUCUGAAACCUUUGCAUUACCGGCAGGACCCGGAGCAGUGCAGGAUGGGAACAGCGGCUCGAUGGGGACACGCGUACACACCUACACCUGUCUACUUCUGGUCACCCUCCUUCCGUUUCUGCUCAAGUUUUGAUGCAGUGGGCUUUCUGGCAUCCGAGGGCAAGGUUGCAUGUUUUGUGUGUUUUCUCUCACCUGGAACCACAAACGUGAUGCACAGAGUGCAUGGGCUACCCUACUACAUCAUGUCGAACCGCUAAAAAGUAUUAUGUAACAUAUACUUUUAAAAUUAAUUUUAGUUCAGUUUUAAGGACAUAACAAGUUGCUUUUUUAAAAUUUGUUUAGUUUCACCUCCCAUUAUGAUAUGAUUCUUAAAUGUUUAUUCAUGUGGGUCUCAAAAAUAGGCCUGUCCGAUGUGGUUUGUCUGUUAUUUACAUUUAAUUUAUCUCAAUUUCCCCUGACUGACAGUCGUCUUAGCCCCGAGAGUCUUAGCCCCAAGAGUUAAGUGUACGAGGUGAACUAAACAAACACCUCAAACACAGGCAAGGACCAGAAGGACUGAAAUCCCUCUAGGGCCUAAAAGCCUGUAAUCAUGUUUGUUUUUGCUGUAAUUAUUUCGGAUUCUGAUACAUUCACAAACCACAACGGUUAAGAAGAAAUGGAAUUUUGACAAAUGUUCUUCUUCCUCUCAUCAUUGUAAAUUGUGAUCUUUUCAGUUGUUUGUGCUAUGCUAUUUUUAUGUUGUUUCUAACACAUAUAUUGAAAGGGGUAAAUAAAAUAUAAAAGUUGUAUUUAUUUGUGCAAAGACCAUGUUUGUCUUUUCUUUUAACUUGCACAAGUCUAUACAAUGUGGUUUGAAGAAUAAUUACUUAACUAGUUAUGAAUGGAAAGGGAGUUUAUUUCCAUUUUUGUGGACAUAUAACUUCAGCUAAUGUAAUCACUUGCAAAGUUUAUUAAUGUCUCUACAGCUGGUGUUACCUUAAGGUACUUUGUAAGUUAUAAUGUAUUUACAAUGGUCAAUUCUGAAGUGUUCCCAUCUAAACUAACCAGUGCUGGUAGCUAAGGAGUAAGAUCGUGUCCAAUAGCAACUCUAUGGAUCACUCUAAGUGCAAAUCCUAACUUCCACUUCAGUCACUUACUGAUGCAUUGAUGUCAGUGGGAGACUAAGUGAAAAUUGGACUGAAGUGGAAGUUAGGAUUCUCCUCUGAGUUUCUCAGCUGUUAAUAUCAGUAUUUUUGUACGGUCAUUGUUUUGAGUUUGUUCCAAAAUACUCUCUCAUAACCAAUAAGUAUUAACUGUUUGGUUGUGUUGAACUGGUACGUUUUGACUGGAAAUUCAAAUAGAUUGCUUAUAUUGUCUCCCAAUAGAGUGCAGAUACAUUAAAAUAUUCUCAUACAGUGUGGUAUACCGAGUUAAAUAACCAGGGUUGAGUUUGGAUUGAUUUGAAAUCGGGUAUAUCUUCUAGUCGAUGUCUCUGUGACACUCAGGAGCUACAAUAAAACAUUCUAUAACCAUCCACUUAAUUUUACGCAAUUAGAUUUUGUUUAACAGGCAAGCACAAUCCAUGCUCCAUGAAAUCACUGAACAAAAAUAUCAACGCAACAUGUAAAGUUGGUCCCAUGUUUCAUGAGCUGAAAUACAAGAUCCCGGAAAUGUUCCAUAUGCACAAAAAGCUUAUUUAUCUUAAAUGUUGCGCACAAAUUUGUUUACAUCCCUGUUAGUGGGCAUUUCUCAUUUGCCAAGAUAAUCCAUCCACCUGACAGGUGUGGCAUAUCAAGAAGGUAAUUAAAGAGCAUGAUCACAGGUGCUCCUUGUGCUGUGGACAAUUAAAGGCCACUCUAAAAUGGCAGUGGGCGAGCAGUUUCCUAAUGUCAAAGUUGUGAACAGAGUGCCCCAUGGUGGCGGUUGGGUUAUGGUAUGGGUAGGCAUAAGCUACGGACAACGAACAAAAUUGCAUUUUAUCUAUGGCAAUUUGAAUGCAUAGAGAUACCAUGACGAGAUCAUGAGGCCCAUUGUCGUGCCAUGCACAGCCCCAUGUCACAAGGAUCUGUGCACAAUUCAUGGAAGCUGAAAAUGUCCCAGUUCUUCUAUGGCCUGCAUACUCACCAGACAUGUCACCCAUUGAGCAUGUUUGGGAUGCUCUGGGUUGACGUGUACGACACUGUGUUCCAGUUCCUGCUAAUAUCCAGAAACUUUGCACAGCCAUUGAAGAGGAGUGGGACAACAUUUCACAGGUCACAGUCAACAGCCUGAUCAACUCUGUGCGAAGGAGAUGUGUCGUGCUGCAUGAGACAAAUGGUGGUCACACCAGAUACUGACUGGUUUUCUGAUCCACACUCCUACCUUUUUUAAAGAUAUCUAUGACACACAGAUGCAUAUCUGUAUUCCCAGUCAUGUGAAAUCCAUAGAUUAGGGCCUAAUACAUGUAUUUCAAUUGACUGAUUUCCUUAUAUGAACUGUAACUCAGUAAAAUCUUUGAAAUUGUUUCAUGUUGCGUUUAUAUUUUUGUUCGGUAUACAAGGAUUUUGCCGCUUUCUGUGCAGUGCAUCAACUCUUUUUCCCAGUUUAUAAACCACAUAGCAGUUUCUCCUCUUCAUGAUCAUUUUUUAAACUUUAUUAAAAUAUCUGUGCCCAUAUUCACAAAGCGUCUCAGAGAAGGAGUGCUAAUCUGGGGUCAGUUUUGCCUUCGAAAUGAAUGUGUUGACAUGGACAGGGGGGAAUUGAUCCUUAACAGCACUCCUACUCUGAGACCCUUUAUGAUUGCUGACCCUGGUCUUGAUUUAUUUCAGUCUGUCCUCUAAACACCCUGUUUUCAAUAGAUACAUGUACUGCAAUGUAAAUGUAAGCAAGACCAAUGUUCAGAGUAGCGUUGACAGAUGUAAUAAGGGAUGGAUUACACACAAUGAAAAGGGAUAUACUUGCUGUGGUAUUGCUAUUCCACAGUUCUCUGACAGGACAUUGCAGACACACUUGAAUGUUCAUCUCUCAUCGCUGUCUCCUAAAUGAUUAAUUCCUGUGUUGGUUUUAAUGUUGCCUAUAUCAGACAAAGCACUUGUUGAGCUCAUGACAAACAAAUCCUAAUUCAGAGGUCUUAAAGGUAGACUCAACAUCAUGAACAGCGGGGAAACUUCCUGCUUUCUCCCAGAAAUCAACAGCAACAAAAUCUAAUCUGCCAGGACUGCUGGUAUUGCCUCUUCCUUAAGUGGGAAUGCCUCAAGGAAGGUGUCCGUUUUGUCAGUCUUCUGUUGUUGAUGUCAGCACGCGUGUACGAUGAAGUCUGACUUUAAUAUUGUAUUCACAAAUGUGGAGAAAGGGAAACAUUUAGAUUUUUCAAACCUGUGAUGCUGCCAUCAAAAUAGGCCACAUUACAUCCGAUAUAUGGGUGCAUUUAUCACACAUUUCAAAUGGGCUAUGUCUGUGUGAGGGUCGCAUUGAUUUGAUAAUGAUUAGAAAUAUACAGCACUGCAAUUUAGGAUUCCCAAGGCAUCGGCAUCAUUGUAAAUUAUUCUUGAACUUGGAUUUCAUUUGAAUACAUUGUUCCAUAUGGCAGAGCACUUAGCUAAUAAAGUGAGAUAGCGCACCUAUUAUCCACUCCACACCGGCAUAAUUUUUUUAACCCCAAAUCCAUUUAGAAAUAAAUACCACAUGAGUAUUACCCUAGUAAAAUAGGUAUUCAGACCUCAAUGGGAUAAAUAAAGGUUAAAUAAGUACCACAUAAUUAUUCAAGUGUUCUACUGUGGUAAAUGUACUGAUAAAACAGAUCCCAAUGUCUGUUGAAAGAUAAGGUCAUUCUAGUGACUGAAACUAUAUCAUAUGGGCUCAAUGAAGGCCAUGCUAAGGGUAGAUUCAAUAAAACUUGUCUUACUUUUUUUGUAGUUGUUUUAAAACAUAUGUACAGAAAGCAACAUCUGGGGCUUCUGAGAAGUCCACGGUAUAACCAUUGCAGAAACUUAUUUCCAAUUAUUAUUUUUGACUGAGCUUAUAUUGGACCUACCCUAUAGUAUAGUGCUGUUUGUGACGUGACAUUUAAGUAUGCAUUGGAGUUUGGUUUAAUUUAUUUUUGAAUAGGGACAUUAGAAAUAGCAGUGAAUUGAAACAAAAUUGUAGACAUUUACGGCAUACGGAUGCACUUUCGUCUCAGUUAUCAAGAGAAAUGUCUUUGUUGGUUUCUUGACCAAAUCUCAUGAUCAAAAUCAUUUGUAUCUCUGGUGACUGGCACACACACAUUCCCUCUACCCCAAUACAAGACAGUCAAGUCAUUCACCCGACACAGGUCAGUCAAAGUCGUUCCUUUGUUCUGGUUGAUUCCACAGUGAAUGGAAAAUUACAUUCUAUUUGACUCCCUGUAAUGUAAAAGAUUGUUGGUUCAUAUGUAUUUUCUUGUUGAAGAUUGUGUGUUCAUAUUUCAAACUGACAAUAAUAAUAAAAAAUGAUCUUAAAUGCC
Molecule: messenger RNA, 6082 nt
Organism: Salvelinus fontinalis (brook trout)
Lineage: Eukaryota; Metazoa; Chordata; Actinopteri; Salmoniformes; Salmonidae
Product: opioid-binding protein/cell adhesion molecule-like
Exons: 9
Coding region: 620-1774 (384 amino acids)
Cellular component (GO): neuron projection
Source: RefSeq, a predicted model, not a curated record